AUGCCGAAAAACACAGCGUUUUGUUCAAAAUGGUUGCAAAAAUUAGAUAAUACUGGUAGAGUGUGUUCCCGGUGGCUUAAAAAAGGUAAAACUACCAGUUCGUUCCAAUGCAUUGUAUGUCGCACAGAUGAUCUCAGCUGUGCCAAUGGAGGAUGGGCUGAUAUAAAAAGACAUUUUGAUCGACCAAAACAUAUUCAAUGUAUGAAGGAUGUGUUUGGUUCUGUUUCACUUAUUGCAUCAAAUGAUCAAUCACCGCCUUUAUCAAACAAUAAAGAUGAUAAUAGUGUAUGUACAGCAACAGUAUCCAUCAAUGGAAACACAACAAGAAUUCCUUUUGUUACUAUUCAAAGUGAUAAAAGAGUAUUAACACAUGAAGAGAAAGUUACUCAGGCUGAAUGUAUAUGGGCAAUGGCUACUGCUCAACUUGGAUUUUCGUUUAAUUCAUCACAAUUUUUACCAGAAAUUUUCCGAUCUAUGUUUCCUGAUAGUCAAAUUGCUGCUGAUUAUUCAUUACGUCAACGAAAAUUAUCUUGUGUUAUUUCACAUGGAACUGGUUAUUAUUUCACCAAUGAAUUGAUUAAAGAUGUACGUAAAGCUUAUGGGUUUUCGUUGCUUUUUGAUGAAACAACUAUUGCUGGUGUUCGUAAACAAUUGGAUAUUUUUUUUCGAUAUUGGUCAGAAGCUAAAAAUUGUAUAUGUGUUCGAUUUUACAAAAGCAUCAUUCUUGGUCAUGCUACUGCUGAUAUUAUUUCUCGAUCUAUUAUUGAUUCAUUGAAAGCUGAUGGAAUCGAUAUUGCAAAAAUGUUGAUGCUUGGAAGAGAUAAUCCAAAUGUGAACAAGGCAAUAGAAGAAAUUCUUAAUAAAGAAAUAAUCACAGAGAGAAAAAAAAAAUCUUCAUCCGUACCAGUAUUUGGUCUUAUUUCAAUUGGUUCAUGUCCAUUACAUGUUAUUCAUGGUUCUUUUCGAAAAGGAAUUAAAUCCACAUCAUGGUUUAUUGAUGAAGCACUUAAUGAUAUGUGGUUCUGGUUUUCUCGUUCUGCUGCUCGUCGACAAGAUUUUAAAUUAGUUGCUAAUAGUAUAAAUGAAAUUUAUUCUCGAUUUCUUAAUCGUUUUGUUGACACUCGAUGGAUUGAAGUAGGUUCUGUUAUUGAGCGUGUAGUCGAUCAAUGGAAUGUUAUUAAAGAAUAUUUUCUUACAUUUUCGCCAACAACAGAUAAGAAGAUUGAAUCGAAUGAAAAAUACAAAAAUAUCAAAAUUAUAUUAAAUGAUAAUUACACUCUUGUCAAAUUCUAUUUUAUUCUGUUCCUAUAUCGAACAUUAUUUAAAAAAGUGCUUGUAUGGUUGCAACAAGAACAACCAUUAAUACAUUUGCUAUAUGGUGAAUGUUACAACUUAUUACGUAAUGUGUUGUUGUCAUUUGUUAAAGAAGAAGUUUUGAAAGAUAAAGAAGGAAUUCAACUACUGUCUGUUUCUUUCGAUCUGCAAAACAAUCAAAAGAAUAAUCUAAAUAUUGAUAUUGGUGAAAGUACUCGAACGUAUAUCAACAAUUUAUCGGUUAAUGAAAAAGUAAUCUUUUUUCAAGAUGUUCGACAAAUCUAUUGUACAAUAACAAAAGAAUUGAUUAAAUCAUUACCAAUAAAUAAUGAUUUUUUACGACAUUUGCAAUGUCUUCAACCUUCAGCACGAAAAGAACAAUCUUCUAGAACCAGUAUCAUGUAUCUUGCACGAAAUCUUCCACAUUUAUUAACCAAUGAAGAAGUAGAUCGAGUUGGUGCUGAAUGGCGUGUUUAUGAAAUGGCUGAUAUACCUGAAGAUUGGAUUAAAAGAAAUACCAAUUCGUUGAACAACGUCGUUGAAUAUGUACCAAUUGAUACAUAUUGGUAUCAUGUUUUUUCUACUCAUACAACAAUUGGUACACCACAAUAUGUAACAUUAACCAAACUCGUCAAAUGCUUGUUGUCUUUAUCACAUGGAAACAGUGAUGUAGAGAGAGGCUUCUCUCAAAACAAUCAUCUUGUAUCGGAUGAACGUUCAUCUUUAAAUGAAGCAUCUAUCAAUGGCUUACGAGUUACAAAUGCUGGUGUUAAAUUCUUUGGUGGUGGUAAAGUUCAUAUGGUACCAACAACAGCUACUUUAAUUUCGAAUGUACAAGAAGCACAUUCACGUUAUAUAAAAGAUAAUGAAGAACAACAAAAAUUAAUUAAAAGCAUUGAUGUUGUUAAUGGAAAACGUGCUUCUGAUGCUGAACAUGAACGAUUAGAAGAAAACGAAAUCGAAUUGUUAAAUAAACAAAAGAAUUUACAACAAGAAUUAAUGAAUGCAACUAAAAUGUUGGAGGAAGGGAGUGUAAGACUUGCUACAGCUUUGAGCAAUAAGACAUUUGAUGAUGUUGGUACAGCUGAAGUACUUGUAACAGCUGCUAAUGCUAAAUUAGCUGUUUUGAAAACUCAAUUAAUCGAGAAUAAUGAAAAUUUAAACCGAAUGAGAAAAAAGCAGAAAAAAAUGAAUGAUUAA
Messenger RNA from Rotaria sp. Silwood1, 2514 nucleotides. NCBI's taxonomy places the organism in Eukaryota, Metazoa, Rotifera, Eurotatoria, Philodinida, Philodinidae. The record is from the annotation of a GenBank genome assembly.